GCACAAGCUCGUCAGGCGCUUCAUGGGGAACGGCACACGACUGACCCUCACACCCACCUCGCGAUGGUGAACUGGGCUUUGAAGGGCGUUGUGAUGCUCGGCGCUCUUCUUUCAAGGUAUUCUCGCAUGCUCAGUCGUGACCUUGACAACCCGCGAUCAUUUCAGUUUUCUUUUGGAUCUUACCCAUGCGUGCAUACUCGACCUUAUGCAAUUCCAUGGUCACUUCCCACGUACCCACGUACCUUCCUUCUCAACGCAUCGCCCCAACAUCAUCAUCACAAUCUUGCUCUCUCCGGUCCUUGAGAUUCCUCUCUCUUUGAAUCUCAACUUGCGCAUCUUUGAGCCUGGAAGCUAGUAGAUCUGAAGAUGGAAGACGAGGAUAGCGACUUGACCACUUUCGUCUCUCAGCUCAACAGACAACAGCAACCAGAUUUCACCAUUGCUGUCCGUGACUACAGCUGGAAAGUCCACAGCCGCAAGCUUGCCAGAUCAUCCAGCUUCUUCCAGAAGAUCUGCAAUGGAGAACCUCAAGAUAUCGCCAACAAUAGCGUGACGCUCGACAAUGAAGAUCCCAUCAUCAUCGGCUACCUCAUCCUGUGGCUGUACACGGGGAAGUAUGGCGCGAGGGGUCUAGAAGAAACGCAACUAUCUAUUGAAAAAAUCAUGACCUCAGGCCGCACGAGUCCAUCAGAAUGUUCCGAUCUGUUCAUCCCAGAGUCAGGCGACGAGUUUGAUCAGCCAGACUCAUUGCAUGCGCAAAUAUACCUUGUUGCAGACGAAUACGGAAUCGAAGAGCUCAAGGAGCUAGCGGUCAGCGAGAUCGAGUAUCAAUUUGGCUGGGACAGUGCCGCCUUCUUGCCGAGUCUGACACAUCUUCUGCUUCGCCCAGCCGCAGCACCAGCAAUUGCCACGCCCGAGAACAGUAACAAUGGAGGCAACAGCGCUGCCCGACCGAAGCGGACAAUAUGUGAGAUACAAGACGCCGAUCUUUGGGCGGUACUGGUGAAGAUGGCGAGUGACAAGUUCUCGCUGUACCGAGCCGAUAAGGUCAUGAAGGAAGUUGCGCUCGCAAAUCCAGAGUUUCAGUGGGCGAUUCUCUCGAAGAUCGCGGAUAAAUCGGAGCAGCAGCAGGCAGAGUUGGAUAAGGCGCAGAAAGUUGAUACGCCGCCAGCGCCCAAAAAGAGAAAGUACACGAAGCCUAAAGCUCAACCACAGACACAUACACCGACACCGUCGCCAGAGAAGGAAAAAGAGAAGGGGAAGCCCAAGGCUCAGGCCCAGGUUCAGACGCAGGCUCAGGCCUAGGUGGUGAUCUUGUACAGGCUUAUGCUCGCUGGUCGAGGCCAAAGGAGAACGAGGAACAGCCAUUCGCAUUUUCCACCAUCGGGCAAAACAAGGCAAGUAAGCAUGGAAGACUGGUCAAAACCUUGCUCGAGAGCAUUGCAAAAGGCUCAGCUCGUCUCAUUUGAGGUUUCGUACGCCUCUUAGAACAACAGUGGAUUGUAAAGUCCUCAUCAGCAGCAUCAUCAAGCAGGACACCAUAUCUAU
Exophiala viscosa is the source of this 1548-nucleotide messenger RNA. RefSeq lists its product as uncharacterized. The record is from RefSeq and is a predicted model, not a curated record. The transcript is spliced from 3 exons. Gene Ontology annotation, molecular function: protein binding. NCBI's taxonomy places the organism in Eukaryota, Fungi, Ascomycota, Eurotiomycetes, Chaetothyriales, Herpotrichiellaceae. Bases 367 to 1305 code for a protein of 312 amino acids.